This is a messenger RNA of Mytilus californianus (California mussel), 3004 nucleotides long. RefSeq names its product kelch domain-containing protein 3-like. The record is from RefSeq and is a predicted model, not a curated record. Gene Ontology annotation, molecular function: chromatin binding; protein binding. The coding region runs from base 132 to 1286 and encodes 384 amino acids. Lineage: Eukaryota; Metazoa; Mollusca; Bivalvia; Mytilida; Mytilidae. Gene Ontology annotation, cellular component: cytoplasm. The transcript is spliced from 12 exons.
ACUCUGUUUAAGGACAACUUGUACAGAGUUGGAACCAGGGAGAGACAGAUAUUUCCACGACCAGAUUGCAGUAACACCAUAUACACAUGGUUACAACGAAUUAGUUUUGUGAGGCAGGAUAAUGGUAGGAAAUGUUACGUUGGACUGUUGAAUUGGAAGGUGGACCUAAACGGGUUAACCAUGCAGCUGUUGCUAUUAGUGACAGAAUUUACAGUUUUGGGGGGUACUGUACAGGAGAAAACUAUGAAACCACUACACCUAUGGAUGUCCACUUGUUGGAUACAGUUUCCUUGAGAUGGAGAUUAAUACAAUUGGAAGAACCAGCUAAUUUAACAUCAAUUCCAUACCAGCGAUAUGGUCAUACUGCUGUAGCUUAUAACGAGAAUGCUUACAUCUGGGGAGGGAGGAAUGAUAAAGAUGGAGCUUGUAAUAUUCUGUAUGGAUUUAAUAGCAAUACACAUGCAUGGUUUAGGCCAGAUGUGUGUGGUCCUAUUCCAAAUGCCAGAGAUGGUCAUUCUGCAUGUGUUAUUAAUCAUAAGAUGUAUGUUUUUGGAGGAUAUGAAGAAGAGACAGACAGAUUUUCAAAUGAGAUUUAUGCUUUAGAUUUUUCCACUUUUUCUUGGUCACUGAUUGUCCCUUCAAAUGGUGAACCAGCACGUUGGAGGGAUUUUCACACUGCUACUGGAAUUGGACAUCUGAUGUAUAUUUUUGGUGGUAGAAGUGAUCAUGGAGGCAAUAUUUAUACUAACAAUGAGAUUUAUUGUAACAAAUUACAAAUUUUUGACACUUUAAAUAGAACUUGGAUAGAACCAGAAACCACUGGUGUAUUACCUAUUGGACGAAGAAGUCAUUCUGCUUUUGUGUACAAGGGUUACCUGUAUAUAUUUGGUGGCUACAAUGGCAAAUUUGACUACCACUUCAGAGAUGUUCUUAGAUUUGAUCCUGUGCAUUUACAUUGGUCAAUGGUGAAAGUAAAGGGUAAAGGUCCAUGUGCUCGGAGGCGACAAUGUUGUUGUGUGAUAGGAACCAAAGUCUUUCUGUUUGGUGGUACUAGUCCAUCUGUGAAACCUGCCAUACCUAAUCAAAACAAUGAUUCAGAUUUGACUGAUCACUCCGAUCUCCAUGUAUUAGAUUUUGCACCAACAUUGAAAACCUUGUGUCAGAUUGCAGUUGUUGACAGCAAAAUAAACACAGAUUGUUUACCACAGGUUCUUCAAUGGGAGCUUGCUGCAAUGACUACAAACAAUACAAUAUCAAGUGCUAGACCCAGUAACAUGAAUGGAUGAUGGAAUAUUUGUAAAUACACCUUGCAUUUAUCAUUGCAUUACCUAAGCUUGUGUUAUAGAGUUUGUGAUGUUUGUGUUCAGUAACAAAUAUAUGUGACACAGUGUCACACAGAAAUUACUUAUUUGUGAAUCAAUUGUUAUUGCAACCAGUCAGGUUGAGAGCUUUUGAAACUAUUGAAUGAUGUUGAAAUCAGUAUUGAUGUGGGGAUCAUUGAUCUGAGGACCUCUACCCCAAAUUUAAAUAUGUUUGGCCUGGGCCAUUUUGGUUUCAAUACCAGACAAAUUUGUUAAAGCUCUUGAUAUAAUUAAUAUGAAUUGACCGCUUGGACACUUGCAAGGAAACUGGUUUAUAGGUGAAUGGCUUCUGAAUAAAUAAAAAAAAAUGUCAAUUGAUAAUGAUUCUCAUAAUAAGUGGUUCUCAUCAUGAAUGAUUAACACGUUUGCUUCUUAGAUAUUGCCAUAAUGAAUGAGUCUUUCAAGCAAGAAAACAGUCUCUCAUUAAAGCAUUAACUAUAUGUGUCUCAUCCAGAUAAAGUAUACCCUGUAGAUAAAUACAUACAGAUUUUUAUUUUUAUUUCAUGACUGUUUGAUUUGUAUAUUUUUUCAAUUAUUUACUUCAUCAAGUGCUGAUUUUUUUAAUUUUUAAAAAUGUUUAUUUAUGGUUUUUUUUCGACUUUUGGUUGCAUUCUUGGAAUUUUCUCCCCCUGAAGCUGUGCAUUUCUUGUAAUAAAUCAUUCAUUUUUAUAACCAGUAUGAAAACGUAUUUAGUGAGAAUAUUUUUGUGAGGACAGUUACGUCUCUUUUCCAGUAUGCCUAAGGAGUGAUUACCAUGACAUUAUUUUUAUAUCUAUUUUACAUUUUUCUUUCUAACAGAAAAAUAAAAAUGAUUACUGUAUAAUGAAUCAUAAAUUAAUAAACUGUAACUUGACAUUACACUGUAUCUGUGUGCUUCAACGCAAAGAAGUAGCAUUAUCAGCAUCUAGCAAAGAAUACUAAAACCACUGCUAGUACCAUUUUUCACAUGCAGUGAGUUAUGAGUUGUUACUUAGUUGAUAGUAGAAUUACAAGUGUUGUUCCCACAAUUUUUUUUCAAAGUAUGAAGAGACAUUUCUUUUAUAGAUAUAAUCACUGCAUCAAAGUUAUUGAAAUCAGUUGAGGCAAUUUUGACUUACAUACAUCAUAGAAGUGCUGAUGGACAGACAGGUCCUUAUAAUAUGUAGAAUUAUUUAGAUAAAGUAAUAAUAUUGAUAAUGAAAACUUUUGAAAUUUAUAUCAUAUUUCGUUUACAUUCUUUGCUGUGAUAUUUUUUUUUUCUUUAAUGAUGUAUAUUUACAUUAAUAUUAACAAUUUUCAGUUCUAUCAAUUUAUAAAUUAUGCUAAUGGCAAUGUUUAUUUUUUCAUCAAAUGUGAAGUUAAUAUAAAGAUCACUAAAUUUUUAUUGUAGGUAUUUGAGUUUUUGGUUUUAUUUUUUUUAUAAAAAAAGGAAAAAAAUUGGUCUUUAAAACAUUAUUUUCACACAGAUCUAGUCAGACAAGUAUGAUUUGAGAUAAUGUGUUUCAAAAUUUUAUAUGCUCUUUCAGGCUAAUGUGAAAUCAAUAACGCACAAAAAUUAAAAACAAAAUAUGAUAAAAGGUUUAUAUCUUCAAUUUUAUGUGCUAAAAUAUUGUUUAAUAAUGUGUUUGAAUUUUCUUACUUGCAAUUAAAUAUACUUGAUCUAA